GCCGAAUCGAUCGGUUUCCCGUAUUCGCCCUUGGCUUCGCGGUGCGAGUCGCGAGGAAGGAACGAGCUGGAUUUUCAGGGCUUGGUUCCUCGGAACUAGGUUUUCCCUUCGGAGCUUGCGUCCAUUGGCUGCCUGAGAGCGUAGAGGUUGCGUACAAGUGGGCAGAGGCGCCAUGACGCGGCAGAGCAACGGGUACAUGGAGCGGCGCGGGGGCGCACGGGGCGGGCGGGGCCGUGGCUUCUGCAGUCGCGGCCGCGGCGGCGGCGGCGGCGGGCAGCGGGGAGGCCAAAGGGGCGGCCCUGGCGGAGGCCACAAGCCGCCGCCGCUCAUGUCGCGCCCCAUGCCUCCCCCGCCAGGCAUGAGGCGCCCGCCGAACAUGGGCCCCCCACACGGACCUAUGGGGCCGCCACCCCCCAUGGGCCCCCCACCCGGUAGGAUGGGUCCCCCCGGCCCCGGUAGGAGGCCUGCGCCCAUGGGUCCACCCGGCAGGAUGGGCCCACCUGGACCCGGACCUAUGGGCCCUCCCCCACCCCGCGGCGCCAUGGGCAUGCGUGGUCGAGGGGGCAUGCGGGGCAUGAUGGGCCCCCCUCCCCCCAUGGGCCCCCCCUUCAGACCUGGACCCCCUGGCCCUGGCAUGAUGGGGCCACCAGGACCGCCCAUGAGGGGGCGAGGCAGGGGUAUGCUUCGGGGGCGUGGGCCCAUGCGAGGCCGCGGGGGGGGAAUCCUCAACAAAAAGGACAAGCAGGGAGAAAUGAACAAGCCGUGGGUGACAGAAGCCAUGAAGAAUGAGAUCAUGAAGAAGCACAAGCUGCACCAGAAGGCAAAGAAGACCAAGAGCAAGGAAGACUGGGAUGGGUUCAAGGAGCAGCGCAACAAAGUAACCACCAUGCUCCGUGAGGCCAAGCUGGAGUACAUCGGCGCACACCCAGAGGAGGAUGUGGAUAAAAUAUUGGCGGAAGCAGCCAUGCAAGGCAACAUUAAAGAUGAGGAAAAUAAAGGGGAGGCGUCAGCCACUAGUGAAGCUAAUGUGGACAGUCCGGCCGUCCCCGAGGGGGAAGGGGCAAAACCCCAGACCAUGGACCAGGCAGAGGAGAACGGGGAGGCUAUAGUGGAUCAGACAGAGAUAAACACCGAUGUUCCCAUGACUCCCCAAGACCCGGAAAUAAAGGGGGAGGUUAAUGCGGAUCCCAAUGGGGGGAACCCCGUGGAUGACGAUGAAGCAAGAGAAGGCCCUUAAAGGCACCAAGCCGUGACCACUCAGCCACCCUGCCACUUUGUGCUACUCUCGACAGUAGCCUCAAAUUUAGUCUAUAAUUGAUGAUACAACUUGUAUUUGGAAUUUAGUGUUAUGCUCCAUUACUUUAGACUUAGAGACUACAUCUGUUUUAAGAUUGCAAAAAAAAAUACAUUAAAAAGUAAAAAAAAAAAGAAAAGAAAAAAGUGAAAAAAAAAAAAUUUAAUGAGAGAAAUCUUGGACCAAAUUCAUAAUCAUAUGACAAUGUUCAUAUAGAUUUGGGUUACUUGUCAUGUCCAGAUAAAGUCAUUCACUUUAAGGUUUUGAGAUCUUGUAUCAAUAUCUCUUAUAUGAUUUGUAAAUUUUUGUGCAAUUGAUGAAAUCAUGAACUCAUUUUUUUGAAUAUGUGUUUUCACAUAGGUUAAGGAAAAAAUAAAUUUAUAGUAAAUGAA
Molecule: messenger RNA, 1686 nt
Organism: Penaeus indicus
Lineage: Eukaryota; Metazoa; Arthropoda; Malacostraca; Decapoda; Penaeidae
Product: collagen alpha-1(I) chain-like
Exons: 3
Coding region: 173-1237 (354 amino acids)
Source: RefSeq, a predicted model, not a curated record